Molecule: messenger RNA, 1465 nt
Organism: Penicillium brasilianum
Lineage: Eukaryota; Fungi; Ascomycota; Eurotiomycetes; Eurotiales; Aspergillaceae
Source: the annotation of a GenBank genome assembly
CAACCCUUGGAAAGCCCCAGCGACAUACAUCCUAUCUUGAUUUUUGAUACUUUUUGUAAAUACAUCAGAUCAUUCAUCUCAAAGUCAAAAUGCCCGAGUUGGCAGAGGUUGCACGCAUUGUGCAUUUCAUUCGACAGCACCUUGUUGGAAAGACGCUAUCCAAAGUACAGGCGCAGCAUGAUGAUAUCGUUUAUGGCAAAGUUGGGACCAGCGCAGCCGAAUUUCAAAAGGCAAUGCAAGGGAAAAAGAUUGUUGGUGCUGGCCAACAAGGAAAAUAUUUCUGGAUUACAAUGUCUUCACCACCACAUGCUGUGAUGCACUUUGGAAUGGCUGGUUGGUUGAAGAUCAAGGAUGCAGACACAUAUUACUACCGCUCAGACAAGCCUGCUGAUAAGGAAUGGCCGCCAAAGUACGCCAAGUUCAUACUGGAGACCAACGAGGAGCCAAAGACGGAGGCUGCAUUUGUGGACGCCCGCAGACUGAGUCGCAUUCGCCUGGUGGACUGCCCUGCUGAUGAGAUUCGCAAAAACACACCUCUCAAGGAAAAUGGACCGGAUCCUGUCGCGGACAAGGAUAUUGUGAAUGAAGCAUGGCUGAGGGAGAAGCUUAAGAGCAAAAGAGUUCCCAUCAAGGCUCUUCUGUUGGACCAAGCAAACAUUAGUGGAAUUGGAAAUUGGAUGGGUGAUGAGAUUCUAUACCACGCCAAAAUUCACCCGGAGCAGUACAGCAACACCUUGAACGACGACCAAAUCAAGGAGCUCAACAAAUCACUCCAUUACGUCUGUUCCACGGCUCUGGAUGUCCUAGCAGACUCGGAGAAGUUCCCUGAACACUGGCUUUUCAAACAUCGCUGGGGUAAAGGAAAGAAGAAUCAUCCAACCACUCUGCCCAAUGGGGACAAAAUCACCUUCCUUACUGUCGGCGGCAGAACGAGCGCCGUUGUACCCGCAGUCCAGAAGAAAACUGGCCCUGUGGCGAAAGAGGUCGAUGAAGACGAUACCCCUGCAAACUCGAAGCGAAAGCGGACCGUGAAACAAGAGGAUGGCUCUGAUCUCGAAGAAAAGCCCGAACCGAAAGUCGCUGAAUCAAAGAAGAGGAAAUCGACUGUCAAGAAGGAGGAGGAUAAUGAAGAAGAAAAGGAAACGAAGAAACCAGUUGAAAAUCCUGUUGGAAGGCGUCGCUCUACGCGGUCAAGAAAAUAAGGCAUCUAUGCGGGCAUCGAAAAGUCCCUGGCAAGCGGUCCGAGUCGCAAGGCUGUUCCUAUCUCGCAUGACCUAAUUGUUUGGGCCACUGUAGCGGUGAAGCCAAAUUCAAGCCCGAAGCUCGGCUAUGAGUUUGCACUCUAACUACACGGAUAUCGACGAUCUUCGAGGCUGAGUGAUAACAAGCUGUAACUAAUGUGAGAAAGACGCAUAGGUUAAUAUUUCAAUCUCGGGGCCAAACGAACCUGGAAGACUUAGAAAAG